CAGCAGUGCAGGGUUGUCAGGCAGCAAGAUGCCAGUUUACACAAGCUGGUCACACUGACUCCGCCGGUUUUAAUUAUUUUACUGAAUACUCGCUAAUUUAACAAUAAAUAUAAUAAUGCUGUCCCUAAGCGAACCCAGCAAUAAUGGAGGCAUUCCCGACAAGGCCUGGCAGCCGCAUUUCGUGACCUUGGAAACGAGCAUGGGAGAAAUCACCGUGGAGCUGUACUGGAAGCACGCGCCCAACACGUGCCGCAACUUCGCUGAGCUCUCGCGAAGGGGCUACUACAACAACGUGGUGUUCCACCGGAUCAUCAGGGACUUCAUGAUCCAGGGCGGCGAUCCCACGGGCACUGGCCGCGGCGGAGCCUCCAUCUACGGGUCCGAGUUCGGGGACGAGCUGCACGGCGAUCUGAGGCACACGGGCGCGGGCAUACUCUCGAUGGCCAACUCCGGGCCGGACACCAAUGGGUCGCAGUUCUUUAUCACCCUGGCGCCCACGCAGUGGCUGGAUGGCAAGCACACGAUCUUCGGCAGGGUGUACACAGGCAUGGAGGUGGUGAAGCGGAUCGGCAUGGUGGAGACCGACAAGAACGAUCGCCCCGUGGAUCCCCUACGGAUCAUCAAGGCCAAGGUGGAGAAGCUGUGAGGCCUGGCGGCGGAUUUUGUAGAGGAACUGCUAGAAUAGGUACAAUUGACUAAGCGAACGGUAGCUUUCCAUGCGAAAGGGUUACUAGUUAGUUACUAUAACACUGAUUAAAUGUAUUUACGGAAUGACUAGA
Drosophila erecta is the source of this 779-nucleotide messenger RNA. RefSeq names its product peptidyl-prolyl cis-trans isomerase-like 1 (gene Cypl). Gene Ontology annotation, molecular function: peptidyl-prolyl cis-trans isomerase activity. Gene Ontology annotation, biological process: protein folding; protein peptidyl-prolyl isomerization. The record is from RefSeq and is a predicted model, not a curated record. Lineage: Eukaryota; Metazoa; Arthropoda; Insecta; Diptera; Drosophilidae. Bases 116 to 646 code for a protein of 176 amino acids. Gene Ontology annotation, cellular component: catalytic step 2 spliceosome. The transcript has 2 exons.